GCCGCUCGAGCCUCGGCGGCGUCGUCCCGAUGGUCCGCGCGACCGCGGCCGCGCGCCCGCCGAUGGCCCCUCGCCCCCCCAGCGCCGAGCGUUGUUCGUGUAGUUAGUGACCGGUGCUCGAGAGGAGACCGCCGCCCCUAGCCCCGGACCCCGGACUCCGGCAACCAUGGAUAUCCUGCCGAGCGGCAACAUAUUCCGGGAGCUGCAGGACAUACACGAUACCGGAUACUUUUCGGCCCAGCCUUCCCUCGAGGAUCACUGGCAACAGACAUGCUACGAAAUGGAGAGGUACCUGAAGGACGAGCCGAAGCUGCAGUCGUACAAAAAGCUACCCACGGAGCUGGACACGGCACCGUGGAACCUCUUCAGGGCGCCCCCGAUUUCGUGGACCGCCACCACCGGCUCUGCGACCGCGCAGUUCGAAUCGCCCAUCAAAAUGGAGGUGACGAUGUCGCCGGACGACAGGGACCCCCUUUGCCUGGACGACAUCAAGUUCGGCCCCGGCGAGCACAGCCACAACGGCCGAGACAGGGACCUGCUGGACCGGCACCUGGACUCCCUGUCGAUGUCCUCGGCGAGUUCGGCGUGCUCGGCUCUCUCCUGGGACAGCUCGCCCUCCCUCUCGUGCACCGCCCUCAUCCUCAAGAAGGAGCCCAGCGAGGACCUUGAAGAGGACGAGGAGCACGAGGAGAUCGAAGAAGAGGAGGACAGCGGCUGCGAGGGCGAAGGCCAGAUCCUCACGCCACCCUCGAGUCCGGAAUCGGGCCAAGGCCAUUCCAACUCCAGUCACUCGUCGAGCGGAAGUUCAAUGGUCGACGUGCACAACCUCAACCUCCACGGGGCGGGCGGAAGGAGUGCCAUCGUCAGGGUCACGGCUAGCAGUGCGCAAGGCGUUGCGAGACUAAUCUCGGUGACCGCGAACGACUUCCCUGCGGUGACGGGGGCGCAACACGCGCACCAGGGUGCGCCGGUGGUGCAGUCGGGGGUGGCGAACAGGCACCACCCCCGGAGCCACGAGCACAGUCCGCCCGACACGAAGCGCAGGAUACACAAGUGUCAGUUCCUCGGCUGCAAGAAGGUCUACACGAAAAGCUCCCACCUGAAGGCUCACCAGAGGACGCACACGGGGGAGAAGCCGUACAAGUGCACCUGGGAGGGCUGCGAGUGGCGAUUCGCGCGAUCGGACGAGCUGACUCGCCACUACCGCAAGCACACGGGGGCAAAGCCGUUCAAGUGUAGGUACUGCGACAGGUGCUUCUCCCGCAGCGAUCACCUGGCCCUCCACAUGAAGAGACACGUCUAAUGAGACCGAGUUCCCGGAGGCCGGAGAGGCUCCCGCGAGAGGCCGUCGCGCCGAGGAGGGUCGCGUCGUUGGGGGGCAGGGGAGAGGAACGGGAUGCCCCCGACGACGAUCCGGAUCGCUGCCGUGGACCCCGGGUCUCGAUGGACGCCGAGGAAGAGGCCGGAGGGACCUACGUCGGCCAUGGACUCCAGGGAACUCCGCGUUUCCGGGGUCCACUAGGCCACCUCGAGGACUCGUUCCCCGGGGUCCCCCGACUUCCGAGGGAUGCGGCCGCCCAAUAGAGAGCCUUCCGCAUCCGACUUGCCGUAGGCGUCCAUCACUGCCACUACGUUAGAACCCGCCAUCGGUGGAGCCACCCUGGACCCCACCAGGUCCGUCAUCCGACUCGUCCACAGGGCUCAGGAUGCUGCGUCCCGGUCCAGACCGAGGACCCGAACAAGGGGACGCGGAUCCUGGUCCCCCGGCCGAGUCCCGAGGCCUACGCUCGUCGUUUCUCGGCGGCGACCCUCCGUCCAAGGACCCUGGAGUCCUGGAAAGAGGGGUGGAGGGGGGGGGGAGGAGGGGGCGGAACAAAGGAGAGGAGCCAGCCAGGCAAGCGGAGGAGACGGCCGAGCGAUCCUUCCAAGCGCACUCAUCAAAACUAACUUCUUAAGAAGACUAAUCCCUGACCUUACCUGAGAAAAAAGGAGCGCGAGAGCGACCGAGCGACAGGGGAGACUGCUAGAGGGAGAGAACGAAGCGAAGAGAGAAAGAGAGAGAGAGAGAGAGAGAGCGUGAGGCACCUAAAUUUUAAAUGUUCAGUGGCCAAAUAAAUUAAUUGAUUACGCGCGUAGGCGACCCAACGAUGUAUCUUUAGACUGCGUGAGAGUGCGUGAGAGAGAGAGAGAGAGAGAAAGCGAGAGAGGGAGAGAGAGCGCUAAGUUUGUAUAUCGUGCAAUUCUUUCAGUGUUUCAUUGUUUGUUACCACACGUUCGCAUUAGUUAUCGAGUUUUACGCGACUCUAGAAUAAGCGCGGGGGAGAGCGAGAAAGAUAGGGAGAAGAGAGAUUCAGAUUCGGCACGGAGUGGGCGGAGGUGCGAGUGCGAGGGAGACAGAGGUAUACCGAGCGGCGGGAGAGCGAGGGAGAUGGCGCGAGUGGCCGAGCGAUCAGCGUGGAUGGGACUCGGACAUUUUUCGGGAGGAAAUAUCGAAGAUAUAUAUUAUGUAUAAUAUAUAUAAAAAGAAAGAGAGAGAGAUAGAGCAGAAUGACGUCUCCUUUUGAUAGCCAUAUAUACGGGGAGUAGGCGCCCCUCCCCCGGGGUUCCCGAGGGACACCUGGGACUCCCGGAAGCGGGUCGCGGGGGCCGGGGGCUUCCCACGGAGGAUCCUCCCCGGGAGUCCCGAGGGACUCUCCCCGCGUUCGGCCCCUCUCCCGACCGGCGUUCCCUCCCGCGAAUUUCCGGCAGGAGUCCCGCUUGCGGGGGGGCCGCGCACACCCGCUCGCGCGACAAAGCCGCAGGAAAUUGUCAUUCGUCGCUUCCGGUCGGCUCAGAGAGAGAGAGAGCGAGGGAGAUAGAGAAAGAGAGAGAAGGAGAGCGUUUCGGAGCGCCGAGUCGCUUUCGACCGGCGAGUCCUGCGGGAUGAGCGGGAGGGGGCCUGGAGAAGGGGGAUGGGGGGACGGGGCGCGAUCGUCUUCGAUAUUAACACUCACCUGUAAUUAACUAGAUGGUAAGGACUCACUCUCAGAGAGAGACAACCCCCCCUCCCCCCACUCCGCGCGGAUGUACACACCGAGUUCGGGCGAAGGGGUAGAUAGAGACUAUGGAUAGGUAGAUAGGGUAAGUAGCUAGGUCGAUAGGUAGAUAGGUAGAUGGAUAGAACGUUAGAUAGAUAGACGGAACGAGAUAUGAGAUAGGGAGGCGGCGAUUAAGAGGCGAGGACUUGGCUAGGGAGUAUAAGGUAAAGUCUAACGCGCGAUUUUAAGGAGCUCUAGCGCGCAUCGUUGUACGAGGUAUGAUAAGUAUAAUCUGUGUUUACGAUACUCGCGUACAAUAAGGAUCUCGUGGAGGGAGAGAGAGGGACGGGACGAGAGAGGGUGCCGGGGGAAGGAGGACGCGCGAUUCACCGCGCGGCGCGCACACACACAUGUAUACAUGGGAGACACGCACAAGCGCAUGCGCAGGAGCGGAGGGAGGUACCACCCCCGGGAUACACUUGCACCCGCGCAUUGACGCACUGACACCCCGACACAUAUGGCCGACCGUGUGCUCCGUCCGCACCCCCCGAUGUAACACUCGGGGGCACGCGGGGAUGCAAGCAGGGGCACUCGAGGGCGGGGAGGGGUGCACGGGCCGAGAUGAGAUAUAUUUUUAAAAAGUGACCUUUGGCGACUAAAGACUUGUUGAGGGAGGACAAGGCGAUUAACGGACGAGAAUCAAAAGUCUAGGGGGCGCCACGAGGCGCGAGAUCUGGGGGUGAACGGGGAGCUCGACGGAGGAGCGGCUCAGUGCGCGCCCGACCGCCUCGGAGUGCGGAUCGCCGCGCGCAUGCGCACACUCGAUUGCCACCCGUGCGUGGACGUGGAAUAUAUAAACUCUGGCCUGAUCGCGAAGGAGAGAGGAAGGGGGCUCUAUUUCCCUCUCUAUCUCACAGAUUCUGCGUAAAACCCCCGCACAAGGGAGAUAAUGUCGAAACGACGGCAAGGGAGGGAGAGGAUGGCCCCUUUGUUGGCUCUCGUUCCUUCUCGCUGCCUUCGGAAGGAUGUCAACCGCUGCGUCGAGCAGGAUUUAUGAAUCCCACGUCCGUGCACCUUACACCGCGCGCACGCGCACGGAAACGCCCGCGUACGCGUUCAUUACACAUGCGCAUGCAUUAGGAAACACGUACACACAGACGGACACGUACACCCCAGCGAGUCAGCACGAACCAAAAUGGAAAGACGAGCGAGCGAAAUGCAUUCCACGCGCCAUCGGGGGACGGAAGCGGAGGACGACGUCGGAAUACCGCGAGGCCUAAAAAGGCCGGGGGCGCGGGUCCGAGCGGAGCGCCGCGCCGCCUCCGCGCGCGAGACGUACGCGGAAUUCCGCGUCGGCCCGGAGCAUCCGCGGGGGCGCGGAAUCCGCGGCGUAAAGGGGUCGCGCGGGUUUCCGGGCCCGGAUUCGCCGGCCCGGAAGUCGAGUCAUAGUCACUACGUCAUCGACAACCACGAUUCAUGGUAGGCUAGUGUUUUUAGGGAUUUUAUACAGGCAUGCGACAGCGCGCUCUACGUUCUAGCCACGUUUAAAGAAAAUUAAAAAAAAUCAAUAAAACAAUGUACGAUUAAGGGAUAACGAGGAAAACACACACCCCACACACUAACGUUUCUCCUUGUACGUAAGGGUAGAGUUCUAAGGGGCGAGAGGAGGACGCGCGAAUGGGUGAAUGCGAGACGAAGAAAAGGAGAGAGAGCGAGAGAGAGAUUCGGUAGCCCGAGAAAGUAGGUAGGAAAGAAAACUGUUCUUUUUUUUAUAAGAAAAAGAAAAACAACCCGGAAACGAUGUAGGAAGGGACGCGCGCGGAACGGCCGUGGAGGACGGCCGGCUCGUGAUAGAGAGAACUCUUUUUCCAGAAUUCUGUACCUCGUUGUAUAUCUCCGUAUAUUUGUAUAAUUGUGAAUACGACAUUAGGUGGCGCGUAUGGUGUCGAUUGCGGUGCGACGCAUGCGGGAGCGUUGCCGGCCCUGCGGUUCCGCGGCUGCGGAGAUUUCGUGCGGCCAGGAUGACUAAGGCAUCGGCGAAGCCGUGCCCGAGCAUCCUUCGGGACCAGGACCCUUAUCCCGGGUUUUCGUCCUCCCUCCUCCGCCCACCUGACGACUACUCGAGAUGAAAAUUCCAUUUUCAAGAGAAAAGAAAAAAAUAAAAUAAAUUAAAAAAGGUCCUGAAAAAUCCUAAAUUCAGCGGAUCGCAAGGAUAAGAGGAGGAGGAUAAAAACAGGAGGAAACGGAGCCCUGGUCCCGACGUCCCGACAGGAUCGCCGAGACCGCGAGUGUGUGCGAUAGAGAGAGAGAGAGAACGAGUGCGUGCGUGGAGGUGCGACAGAGAGGAGAGCGGAUGGAGAAAAUCGUUAUCCUUCCGAUUGGUUUUCCUUUUCCUAGAUUUCCUAGACAUCUUCCUAGCGACUUGUAAGCUUGCGGAACCCGCGAGCCGCACCCCCCGCCCCGCCGGGCGAGGGCUCCAUCCGAGGGCAAAUCGCCCCACCGGGGGACCUUUCCCUCCCCCCGUCCUUAAACCGACUACCGAGCGACAGGACAUCGCAAGAUCCCCAGGUGAUCUCCGAAGGAGAUCUCAAAGGACUCGCGAGUCGGUCGUGGAAAGCUUUAAGUGUACCAGGAGCACGUGGGGGACGUCUCCCUCCCCCUUGAGGGGUGGAGGGGGAGCGAAAGAGGGCGAAACCCGGAAUCAAAGCAUGUAAAAAGAGACAGACCCGUCGAGUGAAGGACGGGAGCUGCUCCGAUUCGGCGCUUCUUUUUAUUUUCCUGUAAAUUACAUAUAGUAUUAAUUAUCCAUUAAUCGGGCUGACUGCAGUCGUAUCGUUUUCAUUGUACAAAUUCGCGGGGGGGGGGGGAGGGGGAGCGCCAGAGGCCUGGAGGGUGUAACGAGUAUAAAUGAAUUACUUUGUAACGUUGCGAGAGGCCGGCGCUGGCUAUCGAUAUAAGCACUGUAAACGGCGAGUUAUCGAGAGGAUAUUCGUCCUUCGGCGUUUUCCGCGAGCGGAGUCCGUUCGUCGACGCCGCGGGGGGAGGGGUCGGGCGGAGGCGAAAAUUACUUUUUCCGAGAAUCUCGUUGAAUUCGCAGCAGUUGAAAAUUGUUAUGAAUAUUGCCCUACCGAUGUCGGCUCGGGGGUGGGGAAGUUCUCCCCUGCACAGUGGGUGCGGAAGAGGGGUCCUUGAAUGUCCUUAUCGUCCUGGGCUUGUCGGCCCUGAUGAAUAGCCCGAGCCGGACCCAACGGUGGGGAGAUUAAUGAUUGUUAUUAGGAAAGAAAAAAUUAUUUUCGGAAACGCGGCCGCACGACGCCUCCUUCCUCCUCCCUAUGGGGUGCUCCAGGAAAGGGGGUGAAGUCGCUAUCCGAAGGGAAGAGGGUGGGAUCCUAGGUCGACUCCUUCCGCGAUCGAGCGAGCGGGUCGGUUGUAAAUAAUUAAAACAAAAAAAAAGAAGUAAAUAAAUAAUUAACUAAAGAAGCGGAGCUCUCGUCCCGUUGGGAGGGAGGGUCGACCCCUGGAAGGGGUUGUUGUUGUUGGAGGGGCUAGAUAAAAAGGGAAAGAUUUUUAUUUAUACCAGUAGAGAGAGGGUGCGUAGAGGGGAGGGCUCGAUUUAUCGUUUUCGGGGCUCGGAGGGAGUCAAGGGUCGUUAGCGGAAUAUUUCCACCCCCCUCGUCGGUGACUUCCGCCCGGCGGAACCGUGAUAGCACCGGCCGGUUGUUCGAUCGGCCAUUUUUCCGCCGGGAUGGCUAAACGAGAGAAAACAAUAAUUUUAAGCGAACACCCCUCCGUGACGAGUGCCGGGGCGAAUGAGACGCGAGGGAGGGCGCGAAUAAAAGGGGGCAGGGAGAAGAGGGGAAAUGCGAACGGAGACAAAAAUGGCUUUACGCUUAAAGCUCGAGAGGAUCACCGGGAGGAGACGGAGAGAAGUUCCACCCUUCGGGAGAGGAACCAGGGGAAAGGGCUCGACGAGGCCGCCGCCCUCGCGUCGACGUACCCCCACGAGGAACCACCCCCGAGGAGACUCCGGGGGUCCCGAAGAGAGGGCGCAUCGCGACCGACUUCGGGGUUGGAAACGAGGGUAGCAGGCCGUGUCUUUUCACUUAUAAACUUAAGUACACGCUUCGUGGUGGUUUUUUCAGUGUCCCUGAUUUUUCCACAGCUUUUCCCGCGCACCGAGUCCUCGAAGUCGACCCUGAAAGGUCGACCGCGACAUCUCGCCCCCUCUUCGGGGUUCUUGACUUCAUCCACGGCGUUUCCACGGGGACCCUUCAUUUCUUGCGAGCGCCAUUUUUUUCACAGAACCCCCCCCCCCCCCUGGACGCGCGGCGCCGCCUCGUCGGGACGACUGAGAGACGAAAGAGGGGAAUGGAAAGAGAAAAAAGAAAAUAGAAAAAAGUGUGAUCUUCGAGGGUUGCCAAGAUGGACGCGCGGGACCGCGCUGUAACCUCACAGCGAGGGUGCGCGUGCGUGUAUAUGUGUGCGUGGUCAUGCUUAAGUGUACCGAGUCCCCCCCACCCCAGCCCCCCAGCCUCCGAGAUGUCUUUCGUCCCGAUUUCGGAACCGGGAAUGAGAAAAGGGAAAAAAGAGAGACAAGAAAGCCGGCUCGAAUCCGCCUCGCGGUACCUUUACUCCUCACCUUCGUUCUUCUUUUCUUUCCUCCGACGGUGGCUCUUGUACGGUGGCGUACUCCGAAUAUCGUUAUUUUUUAAGAAAGAGAGAGAGAGAGUGAAAGAGAGAAUAACAAUGCGAGGCGCAGCGGUGCGAGUGUGAGUGAGAGAGAGAGAAAGAGAUAGGAGCGCGCGCGCGCGCGAGAGACCGACCGGCGGACGGGAGUAAUAUUGAAGUAUAUACAUAUAUAUAUAUUUAUUUUCUAAGAUAUAAUAUAUAUAUACAUAUAUUGUCUAUGUAUAUUAAAUUAUGAUAAUGCACAAAAUGUAAUUAUAUGUACAUGUACGAUUAUUAUCUUGCUCUACAUCCGGACGGGAGGAGAAAGAGCCGGUGGGCGAGGGUUACCUCUUCGGGGGGUGUCGAGAGAAGGAGAGGGAUGAUCGAGACAGAGAUGAGCGAGGGAGGACGGGGAGGGGGGCUUGCGGCCGCUGUAACCUCAUCUUUCAUGAAUAGCUUGUAUUUCUGCUCAGUGCAAAAUAAACGUACGUUCCUGUUGAAAAAAAAAAAAAGAAGAAA
Molecule: messenger RNA, 8204 nt
Organism: Orussus abietinus
Lineage: Eukaryota; Metazoa; Arthropoda; Insecta; Hymenoptera; Orussidae
Product: Krueppel-like factor 6
Exons: 6
Coding region: 167-1303 (378 amino acids)
Biological process (GO): regulation of transcription by RNA polymerase II
Molecular function (GO): RNA polymerase II cis-regulatory region sequence-specific DNA binding; DNA-binding transcription factor activity, RNA polymerase II-specific
Source: RefSeq, a predicted model, not a curated record